Messenger RNA from Orbicella faveolata, 824 nucleotides. RefSeq names its product protein sidekick-1-like. Gene Ontology annotation, biological process: cytokine-mediated signaling pathway. The record is from RefSeq and is a predicted model, not a curated record. Lineage: Eukaryota; Metazoa; Cnidaria; Anthozoa; Scleractinia; Merulinidae. Gene Ontology annotation, molecular function: cytokine binding; cytokine receptor activity. Gene Ontology annotation, cellular component: signaling receptor complex; external side of plasma membrane.
CUUCUCGUUACGUGGGUACCAAUUCCUACCAAGCAGGGGAUUGGAGAGGUAAUGGGAUAUACCGUCAUCUUUUUUGCUGUCAAAGACGGAAACAGAACUUCACAAAAUGUCAGCGUGGAGUCUGGAAACCUUAACGAGACGAAUCUUGACAAUCUCCAGAAGUUCACAAACUACAGCAUUCGAGUCCUGGGUUUUACAGAGAAGGACAAAUUAGGUCCACUGAGCGAUCCAAUCUACGCCAUGACAGACCAAGAUGUUCCGAGUCUUGCUCCAUCAAAUGUAACCGCGUGGGCCAUGAACUCCAGCAGCAUUUUCGUCAGUUGGGGUCCAAUCCCAAGUGAGGGCAGAAAUGGUAUCAUUAUUGGCUACGGUUUGUUCUACACAAAACACGACGCCUUAGGACCAGAUUGGAAACAAAAAUACUGUAACAACACGUACGGGUGUGCAAUAGCAAGUCUUGAUAUGUACACCCGCUAUGGCAUCAGAGUCACGGGUUUAACAGAUAAAGGAUUUGGAGUAGCUGCACUCGUGGACGCUGUUACUGAAAAGGGUGGUAAGUUUUCUUAAUUAAAUUCAAUGUGUAAUUUCUCCAUGCAGUCUUGAUACAUUGUCAGAUUAAUAAACUAAGUAGAAUAAACAAGCUUCAAAUGGCGUUCCGGUUUAAAAGGGUUCUGGACUGCCAAUCCGCCACCUUAGAAAUGAGAGGAAAUCUGGAGCAAUCUCAUUGCAGUCGCUUGUCAGACCGUUACUGAGAACAAUAUGGCGUCUUUUUUUUUACAAUAUGGCAUCUUAUCUUUUGUUACUGAUAUAACGUGCGCCAUUUU